Arthroderma uncinatum is the source of this 1137-nucleotide messenger RNA. Its product is annotated as geranylgeranyl pyrophosphate synthase. Gene Ontology annotation, molecular function: prenyltransferase activity. The record is from RefSeq and is a predicted model, not a curated record. Gene Ontology annotation, biological process: isoprenoid biosynthetic process. The coding region runs from base 1 to 1137 and encodes 378 amino acids. The transcript has 4 exons. Lineage: Eukaryota; Fungi; Ascomycota; Eurotiomycetes; Onygenales; Arthrodermataceae.
AUGAUCUCAGAGUUGCCUUCUUCUCCAGCAGGCGAAAUGGCUUGCACACCCCUUAAACGCACCCUGGAUCAGUCGCUUGGAGCAUCGUCUCCAAGCAUCAGGAACCUAAGUCACACACCGACUGAUUCCAUAUCGUCAACUAGCAGCUGGUCCACAUCGGUCGCACCUCAGAAUCAUAAAGAUCUUCUACCAGACGCGAAAUGCGGUGACUCCAUCGACAGUAAAUUGUCCAUGGAAUGGAACCCGGCUAAUGAAAGGCUGAUUCGCGAGCCUUACGACUACAUCGCAGCGCUGCCUGGAAAAGAGAUCCGUAGGCGGCUUCUAGAUGCGUUCAAUGUUUGGUUGAAGGUGGAUGAUGAAUCGUGCGAGAUUAUUGCACGAACAAUCACGAUGGCACACAAUGCUUCCUUGAUGAUCGAUGAUAUACAAGAUAACUCCCAGCUCCGAAGGGGCGUCCCAACAGCACAUAGGGUUUACGGCAUUGCCCAGACCAUCAAUUCGGCGAAUUAUGUCUACUUUCAGGCACAACAGGAACUUAUGCGUUUGAAAAACUGGCCACAGGCGUUGGCAAUCUUCAAUGAGGAGUUGAUAAAUCUCCAUCGCGGCCAAGGGAUGGAGCUCUUCUGGCGUGAUAACUUUCAACCACCUUCCGAGGGAGACUACCUCCAGAUGAUAGCAAACAAAACAGGCGGACUCUUCAGACUAAUUCUUCGACUUCUGCAGUGCGCCAGCACGCGUAUUGUGGAUAUUACUCCUUUGGCUAAUGUGGUUGGCCUGUUUUUCCAGAUUCUGGAUGACUACAAGAAUAUGGUGGAUGACAAGAUGGCCGCUCAAAAAGGCUAUUGCGACGACUUAACGGAGGGCAAGUUCUCCUUCCCAAUAUGCCAUGCCAUAUGGACCGAAAGCUCUAGAAAGGACGACAUCCUUGAUAUAUUACGGAUGAAAACCGAGGAUGACACUCUCAAAGCUUGUGCAGUCAUGAGCCUCCGCCAAUCUGGGAGCUUUGGGUAUACGAGGGAGGUUCUUGAACAACUGAACAAGAGGGCAAGGGAGCUUUUGCUGGACCUUAAGAUUCCGAAUCCUAAGCUUGAAGCUUUGCUGGAUAACCUAGUGAAAAGUCUCCAGGCUUGUCAUUAA